CCGGGAGCGGGGGUGGGGUCGGUUUGAACCGUUGGCCGCUCGGCCGGGCCGGCUCCGCGCGGGCCUUUGCCCGCCGAGGGGGGAGCGGGAGCCGCCGGUCCGGCCCGGCCCGCGCGAGGCCCCUCGGAGCGCGGACUGCGAGGUUGCUGUGUUUUCUGUCAAAAUGAAUGGAGAAGAGGAAACAUGGAAAGAGCUGGAUGCCGAAUUUGAUCGCUGCAUUGGGGAUGUGAAGCCUCACAUACUAAAGCUGCAGCAUAGGUCAGAACGCCAGAGGUGUGCACUGUGGGUUAAAAAACUGUGUGAGCCCUCAGGAGCAGGUACAGGAAUAGCGGGAAGGAAGAAUCGGAACUCAUAUGCAAAACUUUUGCUCCACAUGCUGAAACGAGGAGUGCUAGAAGAUCCUUUUACACAUGAACCAGAACCAGGAAUGCUGAAAACAUUACCUUCAUACAUGUUAAUUUAUUUUGAUGAACCAAAUUCAACAAGAAUUCCAAGUAGUAGCCCAGACUACUUGCCUGACUGGGUGAUGGGAGAGUUAGGAGAAGGUGAAUCCAUGCACGAGGAAUUGUGGACUUUAUCUUCUAAAGAAGAGUCAUCUUCAGCAACAGCACUUACAUAUGAAGAGAGAUUCAAGUAUGAUGGGAAGCCAACAUUGAGAUCACAGUCUACGAGUUCUCUUCUCCAGAAUGAUGAAGAUGACCUAGCAGCACCUCUGCCUGACCAUCAUAAUAAGAAAACUAUUUCUGUGGAUGACAGUGACCUUGAUGCGCGUCUCAGUAGUUGGAAUCUUGGGCUUGAAAAUCCAAGAUAUUUACGGGAAAAACCAAUACCAGUGUCUUUGAAGACAUCCAAAAUCGGCCUAGGAAAAAGUAGCAGUUUCCAGGAGGACCCAGCACUGUUUCGAAUGCAUGAAAAGGAGCUAGACAUGAAAAUGAAAAUGAUGGAAGGUAAAUUUCAUGAAGAAAGACUUCAAUUACAGCAGAAGCAUGAUUCUAAUGUUCAAAAGAUUUUGGAUCGGAAGAAUGACGAAAUAGAGUUGUUGAAAUCCCUCCACAAAUCCAAACAAAAUGAAGCUGAGGAGACAAUUAGAAAACUGGAGAAGAAAGUUCAGACCCUACUCCGUGAGUCACAAGUCAUCAGAGAAGCAAUGGAAAAGCAGAUUGUAGAGUUAAAGAAGAUGUGCGAGAAAAGCACUGAGUCUUUGAACAAUGAGUGGGAGAAAAGGCUUCACAAUGCUGUGGCUGAAAUGGAAAAGGAGAAGUUUGGUAUUAGGAAGAAGCAUGCAGAAGACAUGAAGGACCUGCUUGAGGUCACCAAUGCUCGUCUUAGCAAAAUGGAGGAAGACUAUAUGGAACAAAUAGAGUCAACUAACCAGACUGUCAAAAAUCUGGAGGCUCGAGUGCAACAGUUGAUGGUUGAGGCUGAAAACAGUAAUUUACAGCGUCAAAAGUUAUCCCAGGAAAAGACCGAAGCAGAACAAUGUUACCAGGCAGUAUGCUCUGAGCUUCAGGAAAUGAAAGCAAGGCACAAGUUGUUUCUGGAAGGCAAGGACCGUAUUGUACAGGAAUAUGAGGAGAGCAUUCAGCAACUACAAAGUAAAUAUGAUGUUGAUAUAAAUGUUAUGAAGCAGGAGCAUGCUCUCUCUGCAGCUAAGGCAUCUGAUGUGAUUGAAGAGUUACAGCAUAGUGUGUGUCUAUUAAAACAACAGUUACAAGCUUCAGAACAUCAAAGAGAGCAACAACUGAGGGAUCAAGACUAUAAACUUCAACAAGACAAGCUUCACUUGGAGACUGUGUAUGAAAAGCAGAUCCUUGGCAUCCGGAAUGAUCUUGAUAAAGAAAGAGGGGAUGCCCAGAAGAAAAUUCACAAACUGGAGGAGACUUUGAAGGAGAAGGAGGAGCAGCUGACUCGGGUGACAGAGGUACAGAGGCUGCAGGCCCAGCAGGCAGAUGCUGCCCUGGAGGAGUUUAAGCGGCAGGUGGAGCUGAACUCAGAAAAAGUCUAUGCUGAAAUGAAACAGCAGAUGGAAAAGGUUGAAGCAGAUCUAAGCAGAUCAAAAGUGCUCCGGGAAAAGCAAUCCAAAGAAUUCUCCUGGCAACUAGAAGAGCUGAAGCAGAGAUACGAGCAGCAGAUAGUGGAGCUGAAGCUGGAGCAUGAACAGGAGAAGACGCACCUAUUCCAGCAGCACAACGCAGAGAAGGACUGCCUGGUCCGACACCACGAACGGGAAAUCGAGAAGCUGGAGAAGCAGAGUCGCGCUGCCAUGGCAGAGCACGAGAGCAAAACUCAGGAAUGCAGGAAGCGAAACGGGCAGGUUAUCUGUGAUCUGGAAAACCAAAUCCACAAGCUGAGGGAAGAGCUCCUUCAGGUGAAAGCUCAGCAGAAGCAGCAGCUGAUGGAGCUGAGCCUUCAGAGGGAGGAAGAAAGGCAGAGGGCAGCGCGAGAUCACAAGGCGGCGGUCAGUCAGCUGAAAGCAGAGACCGAAAGGAUGCUGCUGGACCUGAAGAAGGUGCAUGCUGCAGAGACAGAGAAGGCCUUGGACAAGGCCAACAGCCGACUGAAGCAGAUGGAGAAGGAGUGCAGCCAGAAGCUGGCCAAGUCCUCGCAGAUCAUAGCUGAACUUAAGACAACCAUUUCCUCUCUGACAGAAGAGAACAGCCAGCAGCAGCUCGCUGCAGAACAGCGGCUCCAGGAAGUUGUACAACAGUUUGAAGAUAAGAAGCAGCAGCUGAUUGCAGAUAAUAACAGAGCAAUCAAGACCCUACAAGAUGAAGCGGAGCGUUCCCGCAGCCAGGCACGGGCUGCAGAGAAGAAGCUGCAGCGCAGGGAGCUGGAGACCCAUGAGCAGGUGACCCAUAUACGACAAGAAUAUGAAACUAAACUCAAAAGUCUAAUGCCAGCAUCUUUGAGGCAAGAACUAGAAGAUACUAUUGUAUCUUUAAAAUCUCAGGUAAAUAUUCUGCAGAAAAGAGCCUCUGUCCAGCAGGAAGAGCUGAAUGCCUACCCCACCAGGAGGUAGCUGCUGGAGCUGUUGGAUUUCUUUGAUCGCCAAAUGGACUGCUUUCAAUAGGUUUGAAGAUUUGGCUCUUGUAAAUUAAAAUGCAAAGAUCAGUGGCUGUUUUAUUAGCACACAAAAUGCAAUGAAAUUCAUGAAAACAUAUCCAUUGCUCGUGCCAGAUUUUUUUUUUAGUUGUACCUUGCUUCCUUCCAUUAUUUUUUUAUCAUCAUCUCAUCACAGACUUACACUUCCAAUGUACUAUGUUGACUCUUCUCACUUUCCAAGAGGAAGUUUCCUCUACUAACACUUUGUUACCACUUCCUCGUACCAUUCUUUUCACUCUCAUACAUGAAGAAAAUCCCAUUUUCUAUUUUUAAUGUCCAAGAUUUUUUAACAGAUUUUGACAUCGUUUUGCGUCCAUGUGUUUACAUAAGAUUAAAAUAUUAUUUUGCACUAUUUUGUUUUGCCAUUAUUGUCCUGCUUGGGCAUCUCACUCACCUAAAUAGCCACAGUGCAUAGUAGAGUUUUGUAUGGCUUUUUUAACUGGGGAAAAUAUAUUUUCUGCUGUAUUACAACAAAGAAAUGUGCAUGGCCUGAGUGUUUACGAGGGGGCAGAAAUUCCUCUCCCUGAGGUCCAGCUGUAGCAUUGGCCACCACGUGCUGAUCUGCAGGGCUUGCAGGAGGAGGCAGCCAUCCCACCAGGCCCUGGCUGCCCUUCAGCCCCAGAUCCAUGAGCACUGAUCCCCCUCCAGCCCCUGAUCCAUGAGGAGAGGCCAUCCCCUGCUCAGAGCUUCCAGCAGGACGCGUGCCCAGCUCUGCCUGGUGCCUCAAUGCAUGUCAGCCUGGCUUGGGUCUGGGCAGGUUUUCACCUUCCUUGGAUCAACAAGUGAUCCUUCUAAUUAUAGAUAAGAGGUUGUCGUGGCUCUGAUAAGCAGGAAGUGCUACGGCAGGUGCCACCAAGCCUCACCUGGGGCAACGGUGAGUUUCAGGAGAAGGAAUUUGUUAGGAUGCACAGGGUGAAUUGUGGGCAGUAAAAUGCAGUGUGUUUGCUCAGGGAGGUGCGUGGCGGCCGUGCUUUGGCUCACAGAGGGAGCGCUGUGCUUUUACCACUCGGGUGCUGCUUUGUGCCAACAGAGAUAUGUCCCUUUCUGCAUGGGGUGAUGUGGGUUUGUCUGGUGUUGUGCUGGUGUCUGUGCAUGGUAACUGGGUUUGUGGGGCUUUUGGAAGCGGGGCACAUCCCCAAGGUGACACAGAGCCUCUCCUGAAUACCCUUCCUUAUGCAGCUAGCUGAAUUCAGGCCUGAAUUUCCUUCUUUUUGAUAGAAUUGCAUGUUGAUGAUCAAAAAGCCAUUUCAGAAAAGUAGAUCUCGGUCAAUCUGGGAGCUCUGUGAAACUCUCCUAAACCACGUACAGCAUGAGGGGCAUUGCGAAGGUGCUUAUAAACCUGAUAAGAACUAAAUUCAGUGUUGGUUGGGGCUCGUUUGCAGUUGAUAAUAGUUCUGUGAUCACUUUGUAACAGGUAAGGUUGAAGUCUAGAAAUGUUCUGCCCUCCAGAACUUGUUCUUUGCCUUUUCCCCUGUAGGGCAAGGAGCUGCCAGCGGUCCUGGCAGAGCUGGCUGGCAUAUGGUCAGAGCUUCAUUUGCAUGGGUUGAUGAUGAUGUUUGUUUGUUGUUAUUACACUGAAUUUUGCUGUAUGAGAGAGGAUAGUUC
Molecule: messenger RNA, 4707 nt
Organism: Phasianus colchicus (ring-necked pheasant)
Lineage: Eukaryota; Metazoa; Chordata; Aves; Galliformes; Phasianidae
Gene: CEP112
Product: centrosomal protein 112
Source: RefSeq, a predicted model, not a curated record